UGAUAUGAAUCACUUAUCACGUAUUCUUCGUAGUGACGUAGUUCGUUAUCAGCACGACUACUUAGUUUUUGAUAACGUCCUAGUCAGUAGUCACGUGUGCAGAGAUUCGAGACUACGAGAAGUUCGAGAGAUGAAAUAGUCAAAAAUCGAAAUAUCGUUUGUUGGUUUUAUUACGGUUUACAUCACCGUGACGAUGAAUGGCGUUUCUGACAUAAAUUCGCUGACCAAGAUCAAGGUGAACAGUCUUAAACGCAAAGCUCCGUCCUCCGUCGAAUCCAAACAUAAGCAAAAAAAGUUCAAAACAGACGAUGAGUGUAGUUUACUUUCGUUGACCACAUCUGAGGCGUACGGUAUUAGAAAAGUUACUGAUGAUUUUGACUUGGAAGAUUAUCAACUGCCCACUGACAAGCCUGUCGAGUUUAUAAGUUUAGAUACAUCUCAACUGAAUAGAGAUAAUGGAGUUUUGUUUUCUGAAAAUUUAACAGAUGAUUACGAAGUUUGGACAUUGCAAUGCCCUGAUGAUAUAGAUAUUAAUGAUCUACUUACACAAUCAAUCAGUUUCAACGAAGUUAAAAAAUUGGAAAUUAAAAACGCAAUGUCAGAUAAAGUUGAUUUGAUUCCUUACAGAAGUCAAGAAGGAACAAAUAUUACUAUAGUAACUCCAUGUGAAAGUACAAGCAAUUUAUCUUUAAAUGUGGUUCCUUUAGCUGGGACAUUCAUCAUGUGUAAUCGAGUUAAGAAAGAAAAAUUAAGUAACAAUACUUUACUCCCAGUUGAUACUAUAGAAGAUGCAACUAGAAGAAGAUCGGAAUUAAUGUCAAAAAUUACCAAAAGACUAUCAAAUAAAUAUGAUAUUAAUACAAUUGACAACGAAGAUAGAAAAACAGAAAUUAAGAUAGAAAAAGAAACACCUAAAAAAGUAAAAAAGCAUAAAAAAAAAUUGAUUAUUGAAUAAUACAUAAGAUUUUUUAAAUUAAUUGCAUUUUAAGUUUUCAAAUAUUUCAUAUUGUUAUGUAACAUAAAUAAUAAAUAACUUGUUAUUUUUUUUCAUAAAACUUUCAAUAAAAUCUGUUUUAUUUAAUAGACAAAUCUAUUAUUUUAUUAUUGAAAUAUAUAUUCAUAAUAUAUAAAUGAGUUCAUGUUUA
Aphis gossypii (cotton aphid) is the source of this 1145-nucleotide messenger RNA. RefSeq lists its product as uncharacterized. The transcript is spliced from 4 exons. Bases 194 to 955 code for a protein of 253 amino acids. NCBI's taxonomy places the organism in Eukaryota, Metazoa, Arthropoda, Insecta, Hemiptera, Aphididae. The record is from RefSeq and is a predicted model, not a curated record.